Menidia menidia (Atlantic silverside) is the source of this 3908-nucleotide messenger RNA. The record is from the annotation of a GenBank genome assembly. Lineage: Eukaryota; Metazoa; Chordata; Actinopteri; Atheriniformes; Atherinopsidae.
AAACUGUAAUUCACAAAUCUACCUGUUGGCUAAGUAAGGGCCAAACACAAGUCAGAUGCACAGGCAUCGAGAACCAGAAGUAUUGACAUCUUGAAAAAUCCCUCUCUGGACAGUUCACAAUCUUACCAAGACAGAUGCUCGUUGAGCUUUUGAAGAGAUACAAGUUUGACCUCUCCUUUUAAUAAAAACAUAUGGAGGGAUUUACUGUCUUUAGGGUGGAGACACUAACCGGGCUCCGGCUUUGGUGAUGAACUUUUCUUUCCUCUGAUUGGCCAGAAUCACAAACGGACAAGCACGCUAACCAAUCACAUUCUGUUGUGGUGAGCGCUUUGGUCCAAUCUACAUGAACCAUGCAAAUUCCGAAAAAGAGUUGUAGCACUGUGGUGACAGCAUUCAGUUGUUCAUGUUUCGUUUUCAGUUUAUGUCUUCGGGCUUGUGCGAUUGUGUAAGCUCGGUGCCAUCGACGAGUGAGCUAUCCGUUAGAAGGUAUUGAAAAGCAACGUGUUUGAUAUGUCUUCGUCCCCAGGUUCCCAUUAGCCGGCAAUUAAAGCUGUCAGCUAACGGCUAAGAGCUAGCUCCGACUCUUUCGCCGGCACAGCCUCUUUGUCUGACAGGCGAAGGCGUGCUCUUUUGUUAGCCUUUUUCCCUUUGUCCACUCGGGAAAGAGGAACUGUUUGGCUACGGAUUCCGAAAGUACUUGUAAUCCUGGAAGCAAUUAGAAAAUGCAGAUCGCGAAAAAAUACUUUACAGAGGGCCUGAUUCAGUUGACGAUCUUACUUAGUUUGAUUGGAGUUCGCGUGGACAUCGACAGUUACUUAAGCGGCUACUACACGCCUCUGGCAGAGAUUAACCUAGGUCCGAGCUCAGCCUACACCCAGACACCCUUUCACAGUUUGAGGGACACCCUCGACGGAUUCAGCGUCCACCCAAAAUGCCCAGAGUUGGACCACUUCUUUGCUAGCCGCCGGCUGUUAGAGGAGGUUAGGACCCUCGGCGCCCCGCGGUUCCACACUCAGCUCAACGCAUGGCUGGUGCAGCAGGGGUCCGGGCCUUCCACCAGCACCGACUCUGACACCGGGGCCGGCCUAGAAAGCCCCGAAGAUGAGGGCAGAGGUGAACACCUGCCCGGCACUGCCCACGAAGCCAACCCCGAAGCCGAACGUGGGCCUCGUGGCGCCGGAGCCUGCUUGUUUCCUGAAGAGCAGGAAGAAGUUAAAGUUAAAGAGGAGGAAGAACCUGUUCCACUCUCCCACCUGGCUCACAGUUCUUCCCUGGAACAAGAGGGUCUGCUUGAAGGCGUCACCCCACUGCCCAAUCCAGGGGUCCACCAUCCAUUUCUCUCUGCCACUGACAUUGACUGGAGCAAUUUGCUCUCUGUUUCAGACAUAGAUGACCUGGACUCUCUUGUUCCGGAGCACCUGCCUGACCUGGACUCCGACAUCAGCAGUGCCAUCAGCCAGGACGUCAGCUUGCACGACGCAAUGGUGACCAACGCUGGAGCUUAUCUCUCCGGGGGCUCCGAGUCCGGGACAGGGACCCGACCGCCGAGAACCCUCCUGCGCCUGGAAUCCACGGGCUCCUCGUUCUCGGACGCUUCACCUGGGUUGGCCCUGGGCCUCGCCGCACUCCCCUUUGCGUCGGUGUCCGGAAACUUGAUACCGCAGAGCACCCUGGGCAGCUGUCUGGACGAGGCCGUGUUCGACCAAAUCAACCAGCUGGGUUUGGACGGCCUGGACACGAUGGACAACCAGCUGCUGAGCUGUUUGGGGUGCAUAGAUCCACAGGUCCUGGAGGAUUUAGACUCCGAUUCUGGCCUUUCUUUGGAAAGCAGCUCUGCAAGCCCUGUGUCUCCAGGCUCGUCUGAGAUGUCUUCUUCGUCCAGUUCGUGCUGGGACGUGGAGUGCGGAGCCACCGGCUACAGCAGCGAGGCGGAUUCGGUCCCCGCCAAAGGCCUGGUGGACCGCCCCGCGCCGUGGCCGCCCGCCGACCUGAGCGAAAGCGUGUGGCACGACCACAGCUACUCCUCCCCCGCCCUCCUCACCAAGGCGUCCCUGAAGGAGGAGCCGCUCAGCGACGAGGACGAGGGCUCGCUGCUGGAGGAGCGGGAGCUCAGCCGGGACGAGCUCCGCGCCCGCGCCCUCUGCAUCCCCUUCUCCGCCAUGCAGAUCGUCAACAUGCCCGUGGAGGAGUUCAUGGAGGUCCUGGACAGCCACGGCUUCAGUUCAGACCAGGUGACCCUCCUGAGGGACAUCCGCCGGCGCGGGAAGAACAAGCUGGCCGCGCAGAACUGCCGCAAGCGCAAGCUGGACGCAAUCACCGGGCUCCAGGAGGAGGUGGACCGGCUGCGGGCCCAGAGGGACAGACUGCUGAGAGACAAGCACCUCACGGCCAAGACAAUGGGCGCCGUGGGCCAGCAGAUAAAGCAGCUGACCAGAGACGUGCUGGCCCGGCUGAGGGACGAUGCGGGGCAGCCCCUGAGCCCGGAGAGAUUCACCCUGCAGUGCGGGGCUAACGGACGGGUGGCGGUUCAGCCCAUCCGGCGGCCUGCCGUAGCCACAUCAGCGGGCCGAAAAACCACCAAGAGGAAGAAGGAGAAAAAGCAGUGACGCCCCCACAAGCUGGAGCCGCCAGCUCCAUUUUGGAUAUUACUGAACUCAAUUUCCAGCCUCUGGUUUGGAGAUCUCUCCUUUUGAAAAAAAAAAAGUGUGUGUGGAUUUGCCACUCUUGGGAUUCUAAAUGGGUAGAAGCUGCAGAAAACAAAAACAAACAAAAAAAAAGACACUCGGAGCAUUGCAAAUUAAAAACAGUAUUUGUAAAUAAUGAGAAAAUUGUAGCUUACACACUGGACAUUCUUUGCUCGCUAAAGAUGGGCAAAGCAAACGGGGUGUUUAAAGGGAACAGCUCAGCUACUGGUAACUUUAUCAGUCUCUCCUUGUGCCUGUUAAGAUAUGAUAAGAUGAUUACUUACAAUUUUAAAGUGUGACAGUUACUGGAUAAGGAUCUAAAGGAUUGGGUUGGGUUUGUUUGCGUGUAACUUGGCCUUUCUUUAUGCUCUACAAUAGAAGGAGAAGGUUAGAAUUUGUAUUUAUUAUAGUUUCCAAGGUUCUUGAAAUGCUUAAAUGCAUUAUGAGACUGUUCAAAGUGGUAAAUUUAAGUGAAAAGCAAUUGGAAUACAAUCUAUCUAAUGUUUACAGAAAAUCUUUCUGUUAGGUGUUUGGAUUUUUUAAAGUUUUCCUGUCAUUUGGGUGCUAAUGGUUCAUAUAAAUGUCUACCGUAUGAUUUAAAAAAAAAAAAAAAAAUUCGUUUUUUUUUAAUGCAGAAUUUAUCUUCCUCUCUUCCCUUAUGUCUUUGAAAGCAUUCUAUUCUACCGCACGUCUUGGUAUAUGUUAAUUUUGUCAAAGUUUAGGUUUCCUUUCUUGUUUUAGGGGCUUAAAUGUGAUAGUUCACAACUGAUUCUUAACAAGAUUCCUCAAUAGAGAUGAAACGUCAAUUUCCUAAAUACAAAAAACAAAAAAAAGAAUGUAAUCACCAAGUGUUGUGUUGGAUGCUGUUUAGAUGUUCAAGAUUACCUGAGAGUUGAUUUAUAAGGUCAGCUGGUGAGUGAAACGAAUACGAAAUGCUUCUAGUUUACAGUGCAAACGAACAUUCAGUUAGUUUCAAGCACAAUUUGACUCAGCCCCUUCAUUUCAUAUACUUUUUCCAACAACAUUAUGUUCUACCUCAUGUCUAAAUAUGUGUCAGUUUGGGUUGAAUAAAAGUUUUAUUGGGGGAGUUUAAGUGCACUUGUAAAACAAAAAUUCAUGAAAAUGAAUGUGACCCAAAGUAGACAAGUUACACUUUUACUGGAAAAUCCACUAACAAUGUCACUACACACACACACAUAUAUAUAUGUGUGUGUGUGUGUGUGU